Rosa rugosa (rugosa rose) is the source of this 798-nucleotide messenger RNA. RefSeq lists its product as uncharacterized. Bases 114 to 626 code for a protein of 170 amino acids. The transcript has a single exon. The record is from RefSeq and is a predicted model, not a curated record. Lineage: Eukaryota; Viridiplantae; Streptophyta; Magnoliopsida; Rosales; Rosaceae.
UCUUCUCAUUCUUAGUUUGAGACUAACCUCAUAGCAGAUUUGUUCGACGUGAGAAAAAGAAACAAGUGUUUGUUUCCCGGCCGGGAAAAAGAUCGAAGAAGAAGAAGAAAGUGAUGGUGGCAGUAACAAUGACAACGACUACGGCCAAUACGGAGGAGCCGAUUCUGUCGAGGCUGGACCGCCUGGACAUUAUGCUUCGGCAGCUAGAGGAAAUCAAUGGGUGCAAUCCCAUCCAUCAAUCCUCACACUCGGCCAAGAGCUCUUGCGAAUCCACGCCGUCCAGUGGAACCCUAACUAGUGAUUACGCACAGGUGUCGUCGACGUCGUCCGCCGACUACUUCUCUCCCAAGAGCCUGGAGAAGCACUGCCGUCCGAUUCAGAACGUGAUGAUGGAGACGGACGCCAAGGGGACGCUGAUCGAGAGGCUCGAUCAUGUAGAGGAUCGUGUUCUGAAGCUGUGUAUGCAGUUGGAGGAAGAACUGGAGGCCGCUGAGAGGAAGAGAGAGGAUAGAGAUCGGGUCAAGGUUGAGACAGAGGUGAAGGUCGUCGAGGAGAAGAGGACUCCUCACAAGAAGAAGGGGUUCAAGCAACUUGUAAAACAGUGUGUUACAGGGAAAACAAAUUAACCUUGAAGAUGAAACCAACUUCUUUUUUGUUUGUAAACUUUUGUUUUUCUGUUGUUUAGCUCUCCGAGCCACUUCUCUACUUUUGUGUCGAGAUUAGGGGCAUGGUUAUGUUACACAACUUGUGUAAACAAAAUGAGAACAGAAAAAAAAUGAACGCAAAGUUCAGUCUUCG